AUGGGUGGCUCCAUCCUCUUCAAGCAGAGGCUUGGUUUCUCGGGCACUCCCAGCGAGCUGAUGCCCCGCGAACUUGGACAGUGCGAGUACGAGCCUGGAAGCGAGGGAGAGGUCGUGAGUACCCUGACCUCGCCCGCGAUCGUGUCAUUCAAGACGCUGGGUGCGGACUGGACCGUGGAGGCGCUGUUGGACGCUGUGGCCGAAGCGGCUUGCCGCGGUGAAUGCCAAGCGCUCAUCGACACUGGAGCACUCGUCACAGGUUUGACCAACAAGGAGGUUGCAGAGCAUCUUCUGGGACUCAAAAAGCGCACGGACGGCUCCAUGCCCAUCACUCUGCCGGAUUGGAUUGAGGGUGUCGUCUUCAUCGAGGAGGAUGGCGCAAAGCGAAUCCUGAACCGGCAGUCUCGCGAGGUCGGCAAGCUGGCCGACAGCGGAGUUCCCAUCUCGGCAAGAUUCUGCUUCUACGACCAGAUCCACACCACAGGCAUGGAUAUCCAACAUCGCUUAGACGCUGUGGCGGCUCUUACCUUGGGCAAAGACAUGGUUUGGCGUGACUUUGCGCAGGGUGCAUACAGGAUGCGUGGCAUCGGUCGAGGGCAGAGCAUCUGUCUCUACAUCAUCCCAGAGAUUGAGCAGCUAAUUUCGCGGGACAUUGGUCUGGCACAUCUGCCUCAGUUGCCUGGGUUUGCCUCCCUGGGCAACCGGCACAAGGGUGUUCUGGAUGCGGUGGCCUGCUGGCUGCUGUGCCAGUCCAUGCGGACGGAGAAGGUGCAAUAUGCCAUGUUGCAGCUGCAGAACUUGGCCAACAUUUGGCGAAGGAGUUCGCUCACUGCGGUCAUGGAAGAUUACGAGGCAAUGGCUGGCAUGAAACCAGAAACCCUGGCAAGGGUCCAAGUCUACAAGGAGCCCAUCGAUUUCAAGGUUCCGUCAAAAGUACCGCAAUUGGACACUAUCGGAGCGGCGGCCGAGAGGAGGAUAGCAGAUGCACAGCGCUUCGUCCAAGAUGCAGACAGGCCGGAGCUCGAGGAGAUCCGGGGCAACAUGCGACGUCUCGCAGAGGCUGGCGGUGAGACCGAGGAGACGCAAGGAGAGCGUGGACUGGAGACUGAGCAGCAGCGAGAGCAGGAGCAGGAACGCCAGCAGGAGGUCGAAGAGGAGGGCCAACGAGAGCAGGAGAUUCAGAUCGAAAAGUUCGUGGACCUUAUGCACUGUCGUGAUCAUGAAGAGCCGGUACCCUGGGACGUGGACACACUGGCAGUGCCGGCCGAGACACCAAUCCCGAAGCAGUUCUACGAGGCCCGCGACUUCCGCCUCUGGAAGAGACAGCCGCUGAAGUCCCUGCCGCAGGAGUGCCUGCUGUCCCGGAAUUGGUUCGAUCCCCAAUGGAGCGGCUUCAGACGUGUGAAGAAUGUCUUCAUGCAGCUGGAGUGGGUCAGGAUUUUUAUCUUGGUCUACCUGGGCUCCUCCUGUGAGAAUGGCAUGGACAAGCCUGUCCCUUAUUGGAUCUGGUUCUGCGCCUUGCCCUUUGCAGUGCUGCAUUUCGUGCAAGAGGUCCGCAUCUUUCGCUACACAGUCGUACCCUACUUCCAGGUAGUGGGCCGGUUUCAGAUGCUCAAAGUUCAGAUGGGGCCAGAGCUUUGGAUCCUCAUCAAUGCUGCCAAGUCUCUGGCAUUUCAGGGGGCUGUCUUUUCGAACGCAGUCUUUGCUGCCCGGACGUUUGCCACCUCUCACUGUCCUCUACCAUACCAUGGGCACACUGCUGAGGGGGAUUUCUCGACGAACACGAGUUUCGAUGAGAUUUGGCAAAUUACGUUGCGGCAGUCCAGCUUCGUAUUCUUUAUGCGCGACGUCCCGUUGUCCGCUCAGGUGCUGUUUUUCUGGCUCUUAUCCUUCGCACCCUUGAUCCAUGCCAUCUUGGAGUCUCUGCCAAGCGAUCAAUGGAUUUGGGAGCUGGACUUUACGUUGGACAUGGAGAAACCCAACGGCCAGCCGGCUGGCGCAGCUGACGACUCCGGUGAGUACCAAAACUUCCUUGGAGGAACCUUCACCUUCGGGGACUCCGUUAUGAUGUUGUCGAGUGGCCUGGGCAUGUACCUCAUAGACGAGCAGAGCCCAUCCUACCCACGGGUCAAGACCUAUCGUGUCUUGGACAAGCUUCUGCAUUGCCUAAAGAAAGACCACGGCAACGAUGACAAGGCAGUGACUUCAUCGCAGGAGGCCUUGAACGACAUGCGCCAGCCCCUCCAAAUUUACACGCGGAACGCCUUGACCCGCUGCUUCCUGAAAGUGAUUACCUUGGGCCUCUUCAACAGUGCUCUGCAGAUCCACGUGCAGAUCUCGGUUUACGCCAUGUUCCGGGCGACCGCUCAGAACAAGACCGUGGACUUCCAGAGGUUAGUCUCCAUCGGCCUCAGCUUGGGGGGUGCCCUCUUCUUGUUGAUCAACGUGGAGAAGGUGCUCUUCUAUGGCCACACGGCCAUUCGGAAGGUUGAGGACGUCAUGGCGCACAUCAACGAGUCUUCAAUGCCUGUGACCUGGAAGGACUUGAAGAACUACUUUGCCUACCGCUCUGCCGAGAUGCAGGUCAUUCGAUACCGGGGCUACGUCCGUUAUUCUGCCCUCGCGUUUGUCCUGUGCAUCGGCUUAGCCAUCACAAAGCUGUGCAUGGUUUUCCGAUGCCCCGACUCUAUGUGGAACCUGGGCUCUCACCACUCCUGCGUGGACCUGGCGCCUGUGAUAGCUCGCCUCUCUAUACGUGUCACCUGCACAUUGCAGAAUGUCCGACAGCAGCGCGCCUUGAAAGAUGGUACUUCUCAUUCGGCGGCAAUCUGGGAUCUCCUCAGCCGGAAGGGCGCGGCCGAUGGAGAAAUGGCACCAAAGUGGAGGUACAGUGGCUCAGAGGAAGCCCAGGGAUCUCCCCUGUCUCCAGGCUCUCAGGCACAUGUUGACUUCGAGCCGCCCGAAGGUGACAUCGAACACAUGGAGAUUCUGAGGCUGCUGCAGGCUUCGUUCGACUGGGACACCGCCUUUCACUCUGUGUCCGCGGCCAUGGCAGUCCUGCAAAGUGGUGGGGACAUCGAGGCAGCAGCUGCUGCCGCAGCAGCGGUCUUGCCUGAUAAGCCGGAAAGCGCACGCCUCAACUACAUCGAAGCUUGCAAGCUGCUCCGUGCGGCCUACUUCCGGCCCAGAGACGAGGGCCGUGGUUUCAUCAUCCUGUCUCUGGCAGAGGCCGAGACCUUGCGCCGGAUCAUGCACUGCCGAGUCAGCAGACCACUGCUUCCGCAGCACCCCGAGACCAGCGUGGCCCUGCGUUGUGUGAUGUCCAACCACAUGAUCUUUGAUGAGUCAGUCGGCUUUGGAUCAGGGCCCAAGUUUCAGACCUCCAGCAUGCAGCAGGUGGCCCGGUUCCUGGAUUGCCAGACCUUCUACCGGGAGCCAGAGCUGUCUGUGCUGCUUCGCGCUCUCCAGCACGACCAGCCUUUUGCUCGCCGACGCUUCCUGGAAAGUCUUGGCAGCUGCAGACGGCGUGCCUUGUCGAACUGGCAGGAGCAGCCAAUUUCGGCAGUGUUGCAGCGAAACUGGCUGGAGUUCGACCAGACCCUGUCUCGCCUGCGUGCUGUGCGCUUGCGCGAUGCCAUCGAAGGGCAGGGCCUUUCUGUGGAGGCGGCCUUCCAGAAAUACGACGUGGACAACUCCGGACUGCUCGAGCCGAUGGAGUUCUGCAGGGCCUUGCACGACCUGGGAUUCGCUUUCACCGCCGAGGAGGUGGCCAACUGGGUUGAGGCGAUCGACGAGAAUGGGGACUACUGCGUGGACAAUCAAGAGUUUCUUGCGUUCGUGAAGACGCAGGUUAACAACCUGCUGGCAAGCGGCAUCUCAGGCCAAAGCACGCUGCCAGACUCCAUCGGCCCGGCCAAGAAGCCUCGAGCUCAUCCCGUUCCAGUGCAUUUUCCUGAAAAGAAGCCACUGAAGCGGCAGACUAGUGACCUCGUCCAGGCAGCAGAGGUGGAGCAGGAAGUCCACCUCAGAAAAGCCAAGCAGCGAAAGGCAGAAGCGGAUGAAGAGCGACUCAAGGCUGAAGAGGAGGAGGGUAUCGAGGUCCUGAUUGAGGAGGAGCUGGGCCAGAAUCCAGAGAGUGGGGAAGGCUGGACAGAGUACAACUUCCAGGCCGCGCGGCUGCCGAAGGAGACCUACGCUUUGGGUAUUGUUGAGCUUGUGCCAGAGCUCUACGGCUCCAAUGGGAAGAGCUACUGCUUGCUGGAGCCUGGAGCAGGACUCGUUGUCAAAGAGCUUCAGCUUCGCGGCAUGGCAGGUGGCCGCUUGAACUGCUACUCGCUGACCCUGUGGUUCCGUGUGCCCAACCUUCCGUUGAAGGCGGACCGCCUGAUCCUCAUGGACUUCCCGAGGCCAAGCAACGAUCCGCAGCAAUUCGACACGCCAGAGGAGGAGCAGAACACCGGCAAGCUCUUCGUCUGGAAGAACGGUUUGAUAGCCCCGGAAGGCUGCCACGAGCCUCGGGUGCUCUCCAAGAAGAAGCGCCGAAAUCAGGCUUCCCGAGGAACGCCGGCAGCCUCCGUCACCGGAGAAUGGCAGCUGCAGUUCACAAUUGAGGCGCAUGGCAAGCUUCCGCAGCCCAUGGGGCAGGAGGCAGCAGGGUCUGCUCCGGCCGCUGCACCUGAACCAGCCGAGGAGGAUGCCGAGCAGGGGCCGGAAGCGGGCGAUGCAGCUGCUACUGCACACGGGGCAGCAGCCAAUGCUGCUCGCAUGCUUCAUGCUGAGUCUUCGCAAGGCCAGUUUCCAUACACCGUCCAGAUCACCUGCGACUCGAAUAGCGGAGUUCUCCGCGUGCGACCCGCCCGUGGCAACCGCCUGGCGAGCGGAGGCUCAGGGGAAGAGAUCUUCAGCGUGGUGAUCCGCCUCACUGAAGAGCGCCAGCGGCUGAUCAAAGACGAGAUGGGCGGCCGUGAAGGAGACGAUGCUUUCAUCUCCAAGCGGCUUUGGAAGAAACACCUGAAGUCAGUGGUCAGCGGCCUGGCAAGGUCUUUCGAAUCCCUGGGCUUCGCUGGCGGAAAGCGGCAUUUCAAGGCCACUCUAUUCCGCAAGCUCAAGGAGACCCGUGACGAAGCCAUUGUCGCUGUGCGCCAGACGGAGGAUGCUGCGGCCGCAAUCGCAGAUCAGAUCCGGUCAUCUGGUGCUCUUUUGCAGGACCCCGAAGCCACAGAGGACAGGACCUUCGCCGGAGUGCCGAAGCUGUUCGACAUCGUCACAAUGAGCCAGGAUGCGCAGGACACCUUCGGGCCACUGCGAAAUGGGGCGAGGGCCCCUGACUUCGCACCCUGCCAGGUUCGCAGCAAAGGCAUGGUAUUCAAAGAUGUUGCUUCUCCGAGAAAUCUCAUGCCACUACAACGGCUCGACCAAGCUGCGUGCUAA
Messenger RNA from Symbiodinium sp. CCMP2456, 5430 nucleotides. The record is from the annotation of a GenBank genome assembly. Lineage: Eukaryota; Dinophyceae; Suessiales; Symbiodiniaceae.